Cryptomeria japonica (Japanese cedar) is the source of this 2307-nucleotide messenger RNA. RefSeq names its product putative disease resistance protein RGA3. The transcript is spliced from 4 exons. The record is from RefSeq and is a predicted model, not a curated record. Lineage: Eukaryota; Viridiplantae; Streptophyta; Pinopsida; Cupressales; Cupressaceae. Gene Ontology annotation, molecular function: ADP binding. The coding region runs from base 1 to 2307 and encodes 768 amino acids. Gene Ontology annotation, biological process: defense response to other organism.
AUGGAAGGUGUAAUUGCACAAGCUGUUGUUGACAAACUUUCUGGGAUCAUAGCCCAGAAAGAGUCUGAAGAAAUAGCGCUGCUUUGCAACUUCAAAGAGGACUUUGAGUGGUUGAAGGCGGAGUUCACAAUUAUAAGUGAUGGUCUGGCAUGCGCAAAUUCACAGGCUGUGCAAGAGGAGCCGGUCAAAACAUGGCUGCACCACGUUCGGAACGUUGCCUGGGACGCAGAGGACAUUGUCGAAGAAUGUGCUGUUCGGCCUAUUUACACUAGCAAAUGGCGAAAAGAAUUCAAGAAGUCAAAAAAGCGAAUCAGAUCCGUUAUGGAAAGUGGACAGCAGCUUGAGCUUUUCCAAGCUAGAGUGCACCAGCCGUCAAGCAGUGCAGCGGGGGAAGCAGCGAGGAAGGAAAAUAGGCGCCUGCCCUUCGACUCACACCCUGUAGGGAUUGAGCCCAAACUUAAAAGCCUCAGGCUUAUGAUAGAUCAAUCAACUGUUCCAGUCAUUGCCGUGGUAGGGAUGGCCGGAGCAGGGAAGACAUUUCUUGUUCAAAAUGUUUUUGAGAGAAUCGACCAAGGUUAUGAGUACAAGAUUUGGCUUUCCAUCUCACAAUCAUAUACUGUUCGUCAAUUACAGAUGGAUUUAGCCUCGUACACGGAUGAAAUAGAUAAGCAGAAUUUGAACGAUUUAAGUGAAAACCGAAGAGCGGAGUUGAUUCAUGGGGCUUUACAAGGAAAGAAGUCUCUCAUCGUGCUGGAUGACGUCUGGAGGGCAGCCAGUGAGAAUAAUAUCAUUGAGAGACUUGGUCUUCCAAUUGCUCCUGAGAGCCAAUGUAAAGUUGUGGUUACAUCAAGAGAUAGGAAAAUUUGCGAAAAGCUUCGCAGUUUACUUUACAACGUGGAGCUUUUAUCAGAGGAAGAGAGUUGGCAGCUGUUCUGCGCUCAUGCUUUUGGAGGUGAACCCCCAGUUUACCUUCAAGAGAUAGCUCCUAAAGUUUCACAGAGAUGCGGGAACUUACCAUUGGCUCUCAAGAUAAUAGGAGCUUUGCACGGAGAUAAGAGAGUGGGAUUGCAAAGUCGAUCAGCUGCCGGAGAUGAGAGAAUAGAUGUUGAAUAUCCCAUAAAUCUAUGGAUAGCCGAAGGAUUCAUUCCUCAAGGAGAAGAUCAGUGGGCUGUAGCUUGGCAUUAUUUAGAUCAAUUGGCCAAUCUAUGCUUGCUUGAAGUAGAGGAGGAUGAGUAUCUAGUCAAACAUUGCAAGAUCCAUGACUUGGUGCUGGAUUUGGCAAUUGAUAUCUCCAAAGAAGACCAAUGUAAAUUUUGUGUUGAUGAUGACUUCAGAUCAGCGAGAAGAAUUUUACUUCGCAAGAAAGAGAUUGAGAAUAAGGACAUUGUAAAAGGGCGGGCUUCUCGUCCCAAGUCUCUUCGGACGCUGUCACUGUAUGAAACUCCCAUUGAAAUAAUUGAGAAAAAAUUCGUGAGCCCUAUGAGAUUAUUAAGGGUUCUCGAUUUGAGCAAAACUCAGAUCUCCACAUUGCCCCCUUGUGUUGGGAAGCUUAAAAUUCUCAAGCUUUUAAAUUUAUCACGAACAGGAACUAAAAAGCAUCUAAAUAUAAUUGGUUGCAAAGGUGACCUGCUGAGUCAAAUGCCGAAAGGAAUAUCAGAGCUGGUGGCUUUGCGGGUACUGAGAUCGAACAACUUGAAGCUCUCUUUUAAAGAGGAUGGGCUCCUAAAGUUGGAGGAUGUUGCUAAAUUAACCUGUCUUCAAGAGUUAAGAAUAGAAGUUAAGCAUGCAGUGGAAGACGGAACCUUUGCUCAGCAACUCGAGAUGCGCCAUCUGUCAGUUAAAUCUACUUUAUCUAGUGCAUCAGCUCAGCCGCCGAAUCUUUGCAGAAUGCGGCAUCUACAAACACUAAAACUCAAGAAAUUCGCUGUGCCGAAUUGGGUGUGUGCGCUACAUGAUCUAGCGCAUCUCGAAUUAGCUAACUGUGAAUGUCGCAAUUAUCCUGAAUUACAAGCAUUGCCUCACUUGGAAAAGCUGAUAUUAGAUGGUAAUAGAAGUUGUAAAUACGUCUCAGAUCUCCAGACUCUUCUUUCUCUCAGAAGCUGUAAAUUUUGGACAGCUUCUUUCUCUCUUGGCAUCACCAUUUUUCAAUUGUACUCAGAUCUCCCUGAUCUUCUAGCUUCUACGAACCAGACUCUUCAGGUUACCAUUGGCUCUGAUACCAAAAUUUACGUAGAAACAUGGGAGAGCAGAAAUAAAACAAAAACAGAGCAAACACAGGGCAGACAAAUAUAUCAACAUGUUACGUAG